AUGCAUCGAGAAGGUCGUGGCGCUCCUCGUCGAUCCGGCGGAAGACGUACCCAUGUCGCUCUCUUUGUCGCGCAGAUCCGUCGAUUGGCGCUCUCCCUUCUCGAUUUCAUCAACACCCACUUCCACUCCGUCUUUCUUCCUCGCGUUGCUGCUGCCUGGAUCGCCACUGCCCACCACGCUGCUGCUCUACCCAGUGCUUGCGACCCUUCCAAUCCUUCCAAUCCUUCCAAUCCUUCCAAUCCUUCCAAUCCUUCCAAUCCUUCCAAUCCUUCCAAUCCUUCCAAUCCUUCCAAUCCUUCCAAUCCUUCCAAUCCUUCCAAUCCUUCCAAUCCUUCCAAUCCUUCCAAUCCUUCCAAUCCUUCAGGAUGGUGCUUUUAUGGACUCUACUCGCUCCUCUCGCGCUCGGCGACUUCGAGUCUCCGCGAGUGCAAGGAAGUCCUCGACUCCAUCUUGGAGUUCGCUUUCGGACUUAGCAGCAGCGCGAGUAGCGGCAGCAUUGCGAGCCUGGCGUUCCUCACGCGAUGUCUGAGCUGCGCUCCGUAUGGGUGCUGGGAAGAAGUGCUGCAUGUCAUCACGUCGGUGAAUCUGCGCGUGUACCUGUCGAUCAACCAGAGCGAGGCGUUCGAUAUCCUGCACAAUCAAGCGAUUCGACCUUGA
This is a messenger RNA of Blastocystis hominis, 657 nucleotides long. RefSeq lists its product as hypothetical. NCBI's taxonomy places the organism in Eukaryota, Bigyra, Opalinata, Blastocystidae. Bases 1 to 657 code for a protein of 218 amino acids. The record is from RefSeq and is a predicted model, not a curated record. The transcript has a single exon.